Molecule: messenger RNA, 1755 nt
Organism: Cryptosporidium ubiquitum
Lineage: Eukaryota; Apicomplexa; Conoidasida; Eucoccidiorida; Cryptosporidiidae
Exons: 1
Coding region: 1-1755 (584 amino acids)
Source: RefSeq, a predicted model, not a curated record
AUGAAUUGUUUUGAAUUACUCGAUUCAAUUAGGAGUUAUAUUAAGAAGUGGCCAGAAAUUCAUACAGAGGCAUUUAAAUUUGGUAACUCUUCAUUUCUUGAUAGUUCAAACAGUGAAUAUUAUAAUACCCUGAAAAAGAAUUUAUGUGGAUAUUUAUAUGAUUAUUUAGAUGAGGACGAGAUUUCUGUGAUACUUUUCAACUCCUUUAAGAGGUUAGCAAAUAUAUUUUUUACAAACUUUGAAUUGGAACCGGAAAUUCAACCAGAACUUGAUAUUUCUGACUUAUUUGUAAUACUUGAGAUUAUAGACAGUGAAUUCAUAAUAUCAAACAAUACUAAUGAGUAUUGUAACUUGUAUAAAGAUCCAGUGAGUGGCAAAUAUGGACCAAAUUUGAUUGAGAGUAAAUCUAUUCGCAACUUCAACUCUAUUGCAAGGUUAAUUGAGCAUAUAAUAUCAAGGUUUAAUUCUAAGAACAUUUAUUCACUCCGAAACAGUGGAACAGUUUCAAAAGAGAGGUUCAAGGAAUUGGCUUUGAGUCGAUACAUUAGAAUGUAUGAAAUACACAAAAAAAAACCAGAAUUUGUGGUAAAUAAGAUGCAUUUAAGUCAAUUUGAAGCGGAAACUCAAAUGAAUAUUGAAAGAUCUUGGGAAGUCAUUUUAUAUUCUAAGAUUAUUGGAAUGAUUAAGACUCUUUUUUUGUUAAAUAGUAAAACUAAUGAUUCCGAAAUUAAUAAUGGAUCAUACGAACAUUCUUCCGUAAAUGAAAGGGCAUUUAUAUUAAUUGUUACCAAAUUCACUGAAACAUUAAGGAUUAUUCAGAAAUAUAAUAGGGAAAAUGAUAGAUCCGGCACAAUUUUGUUUUUACAAUUUGAAUUAUAUGAAAUAAUACGCAACCUGUAUCCUUAUAAUUUAGUAGCUUGUAUAGAUAAUAUAGAAUAUUGGAAUUACUUCCAAACCUAUCUGGAAAUGUUUACAAAUAUUCAAAUUCUAAUCAUUUUUGAAUUGAGCCAUUUACCAAAAGAUAUUGAACAAAUGAUCGAUGACGCAUAUUUUAACAGGAUGCAGGAUAUGAUGGACUAUGUGUUUAAUCGAAUUUUUAUCACUAUAAAUAGUAUAGAAUUGAAAUAUUAUUCAAGUGAGAAACAGGAAAUAAACUACUUAAGCUCGCUUUGUGCUUUAAUCGCUUACCAUUUAGAUCCAUUAUUGUUUUCUAACGAAACUAAUGGCAAUUAUUCUUUCAUAAUUAAAAUAUCUAUGGAAAUUCAUAUAAUUAAUUGGAUUAAAUUUUCGUUCUUGUGUACAAAUAAUAUACUUAAUACAUGUAAUGACUCAAUAAAAAUUGAGACAGAUUCUAUUAUACCGAAAAAUAUCUCAAAAGUUGACUUUUUCCAAGAGAAAUCAAUUAAUGGAUAUUCGAUGAUAUUUUGUGGUCUUAAAAUGCUUUAUCUACUAUUAAAUGCUACAGAUGUUUCGUUUUUUUUGCCUCUAGUUAAACAUAUAUUCAGCAAUUUACAAGUCACUUAUUGCUUACUUUUGAAGCAAAAUGAUCAAGAAUUAUCCUCUAGUAUUUUUUUUGAUGACUUUAGAAGAGCAAUGAGGCUCCUAGACGAAAUAAUAAUACUUUUUUCGCAAAGUCUUAAUAGGGAGAUUAUUCAUACUCUUUCUACUAUUGAAAGUAAUAUUGACCUACAACGCAAUAAAGCUCCUAUAGAAUUGCUAAAUAAAUUGAUAGAAAAUAGCUAUUUUGUAGUUUAA